AUGGCCCCCCUCGCCGCGUCAGCCUCCUCCCUCCCCUCCGCCCCUCCGUGGGUCACCCCCGCCGACGCCCGCUCCGCCGUCAACCUCCUCCGCUCCCUCGCGCGCGCGCGGCGCGCGGACCUGUCCCACCGGGCGCUGCUCCUCUUCCGCACGCUCCACGCCUCCGCGUCCCCGCCGCCGCCGCGGUACUCGCUGCCCGCCGCGCUCUCCGCCGCCGCCUUCCUCGCCGCGCUCCCGGAGGGCCGCCAGCUACACGCGCUCGCCGCCAAGCUGGCCCUCCUCGCACCCGCGCACAACACCGUCGUCGUCGCCAACUCCCUCGUCCACCUCUACGCCUCCUGCGGCCGCCCGGGCGCCGCGCUCGCCGUCUUCCGCGGGGUCCCGGACCGGCACCGGUCGCUCGUGUCGUGGAACACCGCCGUCGACGCGCUCGCGGGCAACGGGGACCACCUCGCGGCGCUCGACCUGUUCCGGGAGAUGCAGCGCGACAGGCCCGACCUCGCGCCCGACGCAUACACGUUGCAGAGCCUGCUCGGCGCCUGCGCCGCCGCCGGCGCGCUCUCGCUCGGGCUCUACGCGCACGCGCUGCUGCUCCGGGAGCUCGGCGGGCACGCCUCCUCGGCGGCGGUGUCGCGCGACGUGCUCAUCAGCAACUCGCUCGUUGAUCUCUACGGCAAGUGCGGCGCGGUGGAGCUCGCGCGCCAGGUGUUCGACCGGAUGCCCGAGCGGGACCUCGCGUCCUGGAACGCCAUGGUCCUCGCGCUCGCCAACCACGGACGCGUCCGGGACUCGCUUGACCUGUUCGACCGGAUGACGAGGGUGGAGAACGUGGUGCCAAACGCGAUCACGUUCGUCGCGGUGCUCAGUGCCUGCAACCACGGCGGGCUGGUGGAGGAAGGUAGGAGGUACUUUGCUGCCAUGGUCAGCGAGUACGGGAUCAGGCCGAGGAUCGAGCACUACGGGUGCAUGGUGGACAUCCUUGCACGGGCGGGGUUCAUCGAGGAGGCACUCGAUGUCGUGGCCGGGAUGAACUGCCGGCCAGAUUCCAUCAUCUGGAGGAGCCUGCUCGAUGCAUGCUGCAAGAGGAAUGCUGGGCUGGAGCUCAGUGAGGCCAUGGCCAAGCUGGCACUUGAUGUCCCUGAUGAUGCUGUGAGCGGCGUCUAUGUCCUGCUCUCAAGGGUCUAUGCGUCUGCGCAGCGGUGGAACGAUGUGGGCAUGAUCCGGCAGUUGAUGAGUGAAGAGGGUUUCAAGAAGGAGCCGGGGUUCAGCUCCAUUGAAAUGGAUGGAUCGGUGCACCAGUUUGUCGCGGGUGACACUUCACAUCCUCAGUCGGAAGAGAUAUAUGAGAAGCUGGAUGAGAUUCAGCAGAGGCUCACGUCUGCUGGAUACAAGCCGGACUUGUCGGAGGCGCCUAUGGUCGCCGACAUCGACCGCACCAAGGGCGCCACCCUGCGUUUGCACAGUGAACGGUUAGCCAUAUCCUUUGGCCUACUCAACGCGACACCUGGGGCACCCAUUAGGAUUCUGAAGAACCUUAGAGUGUUAAAGACCAUAUCCUUUCAGGCUCUACUCAAGCUACACCUGUUGAAAUCAUUGUGA
Messenger RNA from Miscanthus lutarioriparius, 1599 nucleotides. The record is from the annotation of a GenBank genome assembly. Lineage: Eukaryota; Viridiplantae; Streptophyta; Magnoliopsida; Poales; Poaceae.